Molecule: messenger RNA, 1797 nt
Organism: Trametes versicolor FP-101664 SS1
Lineage: Eukaryota; Fungi; Basidiomycota; Agaricomycetes; Polyporales; Polyporaceae
Exons: 4
Coding region: 1-1797 (598 amino acids)
Molecular function (GO): protein binding
Source: RefSeq, a predicted model, not a curated record
AUGCCUACCGUCACGACCGACGGAUUCCUCCCGUUUCUCGAUAUGAUGGAGCAACUGAAGCCUUCCCUCGUGCACGACAUACAUCUCCUGUCUCGCGACGAGCAAUGGUCGGCGAUCCACAUCAUGACGUACGCGAUCUCGAAGAUCAAGUCCAACUUGAACGCGGACAUGCCGGUCUGCAAGCUUCCUCCAGAGCUGCUCACGCUCGUAUUCGAAUACGCCAGUUUCCGCGACCAGCGAUAUGCUCUUCGCAACUCCGUUCGAAAGGUCCAGGGCCAUGGCGCGCCCGCUACGGAGCCGGCAUACCACAGGCUCCUCCCCAUUACGCACGUCUGCCGGAUGUGGCGAAAUGUUGCGCUCGCUGCCGCCCACUUGUGGACAUGCAUCAGUUACGGCCGGAAGGAGAGAGCCGACACCUUCAUUCACCGUUCUCAGGCGGCGCCUCUCUCCAUUACCGUCUUUGGGGCGACUAAAUCACACCUAGAGCGAAUAUUCGGGAGCAGUGGUUCUCGACUGCAACGACUUGAUAUUGGGCACGACCGCAGACUCUUUUUACCGAGCACGGGGGUCGGCAGCUCUCGCCUUGAAUGCGUCACCGUAGCGGCGAAUUCAACGCAUAUUGACGCGGCGGCGUUCGAGCAGUCCGUAUCGACCUUAAAAGGCGUAGCCCUUUGCCUCGGGGAAGGUCACUGGGUGCCGAGCGCACACUUCCCCAACCUCACACACCUCCUCUUGGGCAGUUGCUUCGGUUCGGUGUAUUGCGAUUUGCUAACCCUGGCGCGACUCUCAUCAUUGCUGGUCGAAACUCCUCGGCUUCAAUAUCUUCAUCUGUCCCGCCUUCCCUCGGCGCGUUCCCAGCCUAAUACCUUGAAACCGGCGUCGCUCCCUCAUCUCAAGCUCUUCUUAUGCACGUCUUGUGACCCUGACACCUCACUUCAUUUACUUUCCUCGUUGAUAUUACCCGCAGAGGUGUUCGUGGCUUUGGAUAGCCAUUCCAAUUAUCAUGCUUCCUUGGCGUCAAUGGAGCUGUUCCAGCGUCACCAACUGCAGGAUGGAGACUGGAUGCAAAGCUUGACUCGCCUCGAAUGCACUAUCUCCCGUGAUACUCAGUGGGUUGUCGCGGAAGGCCACCGUUCGGGGCUCUGGUUCAAAUGCGCCGAUGGCCUCCGGUUCGGCCGCCUCCAACCCAUGUUUCCCUUCGGAUCCGUUCGCGCACUCGACUUCUUCGCCGAGCACGAUUACCGUUUUCCCCUCCGGCACCAACACCAGCUGCAGGACAUCCUCCGCAAUACAUCCUCUCUAGUAUCUCUACGCUUCCCCGCAGCUUCCACCAAACCCACAUCUUCUGAAGAAAGCUGCACGUCAUGCUGCGCUCUGGACGACAAGCUGCUCCUCCCGCUCCUCCCUGAUGGCUCGGAUGGGCGUGCUUCGGUUCGCUGCCCCCUUCUCACCAUGCUGUGCAUCGAGGCACCUCUGGCAGAGCAGCUCGAAAGACUAGCUCCCCACAUCGCCGAGGUGCUGGCCGCCCGCGCUAGCGCAGGCGUCCCACUCAAAUCUGUGACCCUACGCGUCCCGCAGCGCAUGCACACUGGCGAGCCUCUUCGUCGCGAGGCGUUCGACACCGCGGCGCGCUAUGUGGAGGACUUACAACUCGAAUUCGGGGUGGAUGGGCCGGGCGAGCUCGCGACGCAUGGCACUUACUGGGGCACCGAGCUGUCGAUGGAGGCGGAGAAGUACUGGAUCACGCCGGACGGCAUGGCGCCGCGGUGGUUUAGGUCGUCGAUUGAGGACUUGUGA